UAUCAUUAAUUAGCCUUUGCAAAUGGCUUUCCCUGGCCAAAAGCAAUGUUCUUUAGCCAUAUUAUUAUCCCUAAUAAUUCUUGCUGUUGGGAUUUCGCAAGUGUGGUCCCGCAAACUCAUGAAUGAUGAUGAGGCAUCUAUGCAAGAAAGGUAUGAAGAAUGGAUAAUAAAACAUGGGAAAGUGUAUAACAAUGAUGAGGAGAAGCAGAAACGGUUCUUGAUAUUCAAGAACAACGUAGAAUACAUUGAAUCCUUCAAUGCUGGUGGAGACAAGUCUUACAAGCUUGGUAUUAACCACUUAACUGACAUAACCGUUGAGGAGCUUAAGGCUUCCCUAAAUGGAUUCAAGAGGCCACAAAGGGGCUCUACUCCUCCAACACCAUUCAAGUAUGCAAAUGUUGAAUCCGUUCCUCCAUCCAUUGAUUGGAGGAAUAAAGGAGCUGUUACUAGUGUCAAGAACCAGGGCUUUUGUGGUAGCUGUUGGGCAUUUUCGGCGGUGGCUGCGGUGGAGGGCAUCCACGCGAUAACCACCGGACAGCUGGUGUCACUUUCCGAGCAACAAGUGGUGAGUUGUGACAUACACGGUAGGGACGAGGGAUGUAACGGCGGUUACAUGGAAGGUGCAUUUCAAUACAUUUGGAAAAACGGCGGAAUCAACAGCGACGCAAACUACCCUUACAACGCAACAGACGCUACAUGCAACGCAACAGCAGAAGCCUUCGACGUUGCUCAAAUCAAAGGCUAUGAGAUGGUUCCAGCAAACAAUGAGAGUGAGGUUGUGAAGGCAUUGGCUCACCAACCUUUGGCGGUUGCAAUUCAAGCAAGUUCCUUACAUUUUCAGUUUUAUUCCGGUGGUAUUUUUGACGAAACAUGUGGGUAUGAGCUUGAUCAUGGUGUUACGGCCGUUGGUUAUGGUACAAAUGAAACCGGUACUGAUUAUUGGAUUGUUAAAAACUCAUGGGGUACUGAAUGGGGCGAGGGAGGAUACAUAAGGAUGAAAAGAGGCAUAGGUGCUGGUCUUGGUUUAUGUGGAAUUGCCAUGGAUGCUUCUUAUCCUACUGCAUAACUGUUUUCGGUGAAUUAAAGUAAUAUUUUGCUAACCAGUAGCAAAAUCUUGAUAAUAAUUUACGAAAAAUAGUUUUGUAUAAUAAUUUAUCAGUCUUUUUUUUAUAAUGGAGACAUGAACUAUUUUUAAGAAAUUGUCUAGUAUGUAAGUUUCUAUAUAUCAUGUUGGUUGUUUUGUUUAAAACACAACUUUAAUUUACAACUUAAAAGGGUUCGUUGUAAAGUGGUGAAUAAGUUAACAGUUAACUUCUAUCAUACUUGUACUAAUAAGAUGUCGCAAACUAAUGAAAGUUUGUCAGAUUAGUGUUUAAUUUGUUUGAGGUUUCAGUUUUAUAGAUUGAUUACAAAUCGAGUGUGAAU
Arachis ipaensis is the source of this 1425-nucleotide messenger RNA. The record is from RefSeq and is a predicted model, not a curated record. NCBI's taxonomy places the organism in Eukaryota, Viridiplantae, Streptophyta, Magnoliopsida, Fabales, Fabaceae.